ACAGGAUGCGGGCUUUCGGUUUGAAUUUACCGCCGUGCUCCUCGGUGAGCUCCUGGCGGCCAAAUUCAAAACUUCAAAAAAGAUUCGCCUAGAUGGCGCUAGUUAACACUCUUCCAUGGUCUCGUGUAUGCUGGACGCCAUGCAUUUGUCUACCUGCUGCUGCGUGUAGCAGAAGUGUUAUCAUUUCUCCAUUGUCUUCACACAACUCGUCGCAGACGGCCAGCAUUCUCGCGCUGCUCUUCAGAGUGUUUCGAAACCGCAGCUGCUUUAUACUUCUGCUGGCUCUUCCGCUUUCUGGUGCUCUGUAAGUCCGGCCUUUCCUAAAGAAUACUGUGAUAUCACUCACCACAUACACAGACCUGCAGCAAGUACGAGCCUGCCCGUGUUUUAAGCGAGCACCAGUACGAGCGAUCGGGCGAUGGGCAACACAGAUGGCAGUGAAAGCCGCGAGCGCUCCGACGCGGAUGCGGAGACGGCGACCGCAGAUCUCCGCGCCGACGUGCUGCCUCCGCGGAAGGUGUUCUGGGAUCCCGUGCAUGGCCAAAUCUCGUUACACCCGGUGUCCAUAGCCGUGAUCGACACACCCGAGUUCCAGCGACUGCGGUACAUUCACCAGCUAGGGCACGUAGCCUACCUUUACCCGGGCGCCUCGAACAGUCGCUUUGAGCACAGCCUCGGCACGGCUCAUCUAGCUCGAGCGUUGGGCUCGCACCUACGUGAUUGUCAGCCUGAGCUAAAUCUGAGCGACAAGGAAUUGCUUUGCCUCGAAUUAGCGGGCCUGUGCCACGACCUCGGACACGGCCCAUUCUCGCACUUCUGGGAGCACUUCUACCGUCGCGGCGCUCGUGACAGGGGCCUGAAACCUCGUUGGACCCACGAGGCGAUGUCGUGCAAGAUUCUUGCGCACUUGAUCGCUGCGAACGGACUGGACCGGACGUUCGACGCAUGGGAGGCGAAAUGGCCCGGCCAAGGCCUGACAGCAGACGACGUCAAGUUGGUGCAGGGACUCAUAUUGGGCGACGCGAACGGUGUCGAACCCUCCCGGUGGUUCCUUUUUCAAGUGGUGAACAACCGCGAUUCCGGCCUGGACGUGGACAAGUGGGACUACUACCUGCGCGACUGCCACGCCGUCGGUCUGGCUUGCGGCUUCCAGUUCCAGCGGCUCGUUGGUAACGCGCGCGUCAUCGAGCACGAGGGCUUCACGCGCAUCGCGUUCCGCGACAAGGAGCUCAGCAACGUGUACGAGAUGUUCCGCAUGCGCAACACUUUGCACUACAACGUGUACCACCACCACAUGAUCAGCAUAUUCGAGGCCAUGAUCUGCGACGCGCUGCAGUUGGCGGACGAGAAGGUGGCGUCAGCCAGCGGCGGCGGUCGUCUGCGGCUGUGGUGGACGACGCACGAGGCCGGACAGCCGGACGCCAGCCGGCAGCAGGUCGAGGCCUUCGUCGCGCUCACCGACGCCUGGGUCGAGCUCUCCGUGCGCCGAGCCGACGCCAAGCAACAGCCCGAGGUUCUGCGCGCGCAGCAGCUGUGGAAGGCGCUCGAGACCCGGUCGUGCAGGCCCUGUCCGCUGUACCGCUUCCUGGGCAGCAUCCCCAAGAGCGACGACGGAGGGGUCGGCAGCAGCGAGGAGACGCUGCGCGAGGCCAUAAUGGCCGCGCUCCCGGAGGACGUCAAGCCCAAGGCGGAAGACCUCGUCGUCGAACUGGUCAACAUCCACUGGGGCUGCGGCGCGGAGGAUCCGGUGAAGAAGGUGCUCUUCUUCCGCAAGGCAGAGCCCGGCCUAGCGUUGCGCGCGGAUCAACUGCGUGAUCAGUCGCCAGUGCUUCCGUCCCGUUUCCAAGACCCGCGCUGGCACGUGCUGCUUCGAGCACCGGCCAAGCCGGGCUUGGACGAGCACAUCGAGCGCUGCCUCAAAGCGCUCCAGCGCCAGGAGUAAACGGCGCUGUCGCCUACAAGUGUAUGCCAAUGUUUCGCACGGGGUGUAGUAGAGCAAGCGUGCUGCCCCUUGAUUCAAGUUAUUCUAGAAUGCUGGUAAAUACACGGCAUAUCUGCGUUAGAUUGACCUAUAUGUAUACGUCACGCGAUCCGUCGCUACGCCGCGUGCGCGCGCACGGCUGACAACAUUGCUGCAUGCGAUGGCCAGUCUCGAUUUUCGCCUCCUUUCCAUUUUGGUGUCUAGUCUUAACUCUCUUGGACCCCGUUGUGAGCCCUAUCUUAUACAUGGCCGCUUGGUUGCCCUUCGUCUCGAAUGAAACUCGGUGGCAAUGCGCCCGUAACGUACGUUUCGCUAUAGGUUCACCAGUUUAUAUAUCCCAGUACUCGGAUGUUCAGUUCAGGUGUUAGCGUCACGCGUUGUCACGUGCCAAUUCGAGAAUAUAAGACGGUCCGUGAGGAAUGUGCGUUUAGUAGCAUCCCAUCUCCGUACGUAUAUCCAUCCUAUAGUAUAAUUGGGCAGUAGCACUAUAGCGCCAAAAUGUCACGCUCCGUUGUGGUUGUCGUCCUUGAGAACUUCGUUUAUUAAUUAUACAUUCCGUGGAAAGUGGCACGUGUAGUUUGAACAGCGGUGUGCGAGCAUUCGUUUGUGCAUGCGAAGCAGCAGCGUCAUCGAUGAGCGCCUCGCGUGAAACCUGGAACAGUCUCAGGGUUGUCGUUCUGUCCCUUUUGGCGGGUCAUAAAAGAGAAAUGUGAUACGGAGUUAGCCGAACGGGGGGCGUUGCGAUGAGCCCGCACGCGUCAUAGGACGAAAGAUAUAAGUUCGACUCAGCAGCCAAGCGACUGCGUCACACGUGUCGAAGUAUACACAGCUCAUGACUAUCUCAUUUUAAUAUAUGUUCCAAAGAAGGAAGGAUUGAAGCUAAUAUAUACUAUAUAAUAGUUUUUAUAUGUAACACUUCGAGUUCUAUAAUACUCUUUAAGUAUACAGAAGGAAAAGAUUAUAUAUAUUUAAGAUGUCUUUCCAAGCCAUUUGUGUUCAUAUACGAGGUGUUCCGGCGAUUGUCUCCAGUUGUAAAAAACAAAAGAGAGAGAGAGAGAGAAUCUGAAAUGAAGCAAUCAUUUAAAAUUUACUUACCAAAAUUAAUAGCUGCGACGGGCAUCAGAAACAGAUGCGGCCCGUAAAUUCUGCAAAUGGGAUACUGAGAGUAGCAUUCUUUUCGAGAUAUACAUCCUGAGCAUAUACCCUGAAUGCAUGUAUACGUGACGAAGACGGUGUGGGAAAGUUGAUAGGACGGCCAAUGCUGCCUUGCAGGAAGUUUGGGGACGCAUAUAUCUCGAAGCUGAAGCUAGUCUCAGGAUUUGUACUAAGUGGGACAUCACAAUUCCGCAAUUGCGGCAUGUGCCGUUAAAGCAAUGAAUUAACGAAUUAAAACGUUAAUUCGUAAAUACUAGUUAGUUGGCUUUUUUUGGCGAUUAUGGCGCGCAGUACGUUUCGCAUAUCCGCCAUUGCUAUGACUGACAUUCUCGAAUUCCUUUUCUGUCUCUCUGUGUAUCUCUCUCUAUAUAUAUAAAUGGAGACAGUCGUCGCUGAAGCAAACGAUAUUAAUAUACCGGUUGUGAGAAGCUGUCCCUCGUCAGUUCAAUACGGCGACCAUGGUAUUCUUGGACAGCAGAUAUAUGCGCGCAUUACUUAAUUCUUUAUCACAUGACUGUCCAAUGUCUUUCACCAGCCCGUGCAAUAGAAGCCCCGAGAAAGCGUCGUGGGAAACUUGUCAGCUGGCGCAAACACCCGAGCCAGCCGGCCUCGCGCGGUUACGGCGCACCGAUGGCCUCCGCGAUAAUGGACACGGCCGUGUGUACAUGUGAAAGUGAUCGGCAUGCCUGAACCCGUGGGUUUCACUGUGUUGUUCUUGGUCUUUAUUUCUGCUCUGCUGGAUUAAUAAAGUGCAUUGGCGAAC
This is a messenger RNA of Dermacentor silvarum, 3899 nucleotides long. It is a transcript of the gene fal, whose product is annotated as deoxynucleoside triphosphate triphosphohydrolase SAMHD1. Bases 419 to 1942 code for a protein of 507 amino acids. Gene Ontology annotation, molecular function: dGTPase activity. The record is from RefSeq and is a predicted model, not a curated record. Gene Ontology annotation, biological process: dGTP catabolic process. Gene Ontology annotation, cellular component: nucleus. The transcript has a single exon. NCBI's taxonomy places the organism in Eukaryota, Metazoa, Arthropoda, Arachnida, Ixodida, Ixodidae.